Messenger RNA from Cyphellophora europaea CBS 101466, 1722 nucleotides. RefSeq lists its product as uncharacterized. NCBI's taxonomy places the organism in Eukaryota, Fungi, Ascomycota, Eurotiomycetes, Chaetothyriales, Cyphellophoraceae. Gene Ontology annotation, cellular component: fungal-type vacuole membrane; TORC1 complex. The transcript has a single exon. The record is from RefSeq and is a predicted model, not a curated record. Bases 1 to 1722 code for a protein of 573 amino acids.
AUGCCCUCCGCCUCCCCCGCUUCGGUCAAGCGACCGUCCAUGCACGAGCGCUCCACGUCAGGCCAUUCGCUAUCAUCAUCAGGCAAACAACAGACACACAUCCCCAAAGUUCACAGACCGCAUAUCGUUGGAAGACAUUCUAGGAACGUGUCACAUGGAAAGAAUCUAAGCAAACUCAACAGGAAUGAAUCAGCCAGCAAUGUUCAAACUACUCGCAAUCAUCAAAGGAAGAAGUCAGGAGCAUCUACCCCAGGCCAGAGUCCUAAAUCUCCAGGGCUACCCAAGCGCAACAGCUCUCAUGUAGUGCUACCCAAAAACACGUCUCACGCCAAUCUACGGAAGAAUCACUCGGCCACCAUUCUGACCACGCGCAAUGGAUCGCACAUGAAUCUAAAGCGGCAAGGCUUGCCUCCGACCCCAAAGCCUAAGGACGAGACGCAGAAGACGGGCUUCUUCGAACUUGGAGACCAUUCCUCCGGCGAGGAGGAAGAGGGCGAGUGGGAAGACUCGACAACGCAGUCCCCUGAACUGACCCGAAACAAUUCCAAGGCAUCCACUCCGGCGCGAGUCGCGACCCCCGUUAGUGAGAGAACGUCUGAAAGAGUACAGCAGAGUCACACUGGAGCAGAAAGAGAUGUUCCAUUUCACACAGGUGUUCCCAAGUUGAGCGCCCGGUCCCUGCCUACUCUGCGGCCGGAACAGGUCGAUGCAGAUGAGCACGCCCCUCCCGAUCCCGAAUUCCUGCAAGCACGGCGUGGAUCGCGAGCUCCUCCGGCAAUGUCUACCAUAUCCGCCAUGGCUGGCCUGACACGAUCAGAAUCCAACAGAUCAUUCCAAGAGAUUAAACAUGCCGAAGCUGAGUCGAUGGAUGCAACACCUAACAUGUCCGUCCCCGAAGGCUCAGCAUCAGCCGAUAAGCCCGUGUCAAAGUUCCUCCGGCAGCCUUCGAACACAAGCGAUACAAAGUCGAUGAUGGAUGAUGCGUCGGACGAAGACUCGGCUAACUUUUUAAACAACUACAAACCGCAGCCCUCCGAGUCGCCUGAAAAGCCGAGACAUAUGCAUAAGGUGCGAUUCUCUAGUAUGCCGUCGCGCACCCAGCAGAAACUAGAACUAGAACGGCGAGAAAUGCUACGCACCGGCGGAGGACCGACCACUCCUCCGGCUUCGACAUUAGCCCUAGGCGGCGCUUCCACCCUUUCCCUGCAUAGCCGAUCAGGGUCUCGCGGGCGAAAUAGAUCAUAUGUGGACGAGUCAAAGGCGCUUAAAGUUAGUUACGAAACCGGCUUACGCCAGCUCGCUGUUGUUCGUCGAUUCCGAAAUCCACUUGCAGAAAGCUUUCGUCGCCUGAAGGAUAGUGAAAGCAUCCCGCCUGACACCGGCGUUAUCACACCCCGCGGCGCCCCUUCGACUAAGACUCGACCACAAAGUAGGCGAAGUGUGGUCACUCAGGGGGCGGCAAAUGGCACCGCCAAGUCCAAUGUCAGCCGCAGUCUGGAAGACAAUCAACCAUCGCCUUUGGCGUCGAGGUCAAGCGGCGGUGAAAGAAGCGGCAGAAUGAAUUUCCAGCGACAAGGCAGUCAUGAUGACAUCGGCGUUACACCAUUAGGAGGCAGCCUUGAUGGAGCGGACGAGGAUGAUGGGAUGUCGCCGGAAGAGGCUCUAAUGAGAAGACUUUGGAACAGUCGAGAAGUGUACGACACUAGUCCGGCAACGACAUGA